AUGCAGGCGCGCGCUUACCCCGCGCACUUGCCGGGUCGCGGCCCACUGGCGGGCCUGGUCGGCACCGGCCGCGGCGGCCUCUUCCCGAGCGGCAGCCUCGGCAGGCGAGCUCCCGCUGGCCGAGGCGGCGCCACCAGCGUUUGCGCAGUUGACGCGGCUUCCGUUGCGGCCGCCGCCUCCGCGGCCGCUGAUUCCCCGCUCCCGCCCGCACAGGUCACCUGGCAGAUUGUCGUCGGCGCUGUAGCUGGAGUGACGCCUUUCGUCGUUGCAGGGGUCGAGUUCGGCAAAAGAAUCAUCGCACAGAAGAAAUGCGAAGUCUGCGGAGGCUCUGGUCUUGUGAUGAAGAAAGAUUAUUAUGUUCGAUGCCAAGGGUGUGGUGGUUUUCUUCCAUGGCAGUCUUGGCGAAGAUUCUUCACCGGAUGA
Messenger RNA from Miscanthus lutarioriparius, 423 nucleotides. Lineage: Eukaryota; Viridiplantae; Streptophyta; Magnoliopsida; Poales; Poaceae. The record is from the annotation of a GenBank genome assembly.